Molecule: messenger RNA, 2159 nt
Organism: Hydra vulgaris (swiftwater hydra)
Lineage: Eukaryota; Metazoa; Cnidaria; Hydrozoa; Anthoathecata; Hydridae
Product: transmembrane protein 184A
Biological process (GO): transport
Cellular component (GO): membrane
Molecular function (GO): transporter activity
Source: RefSeq, a predicted model, not a curated record
UCUUAUUCUUUUUUUUGUUUUAGACGUUAUGAUAUGCUUAGAAUCACAAGGAUAAAAUGAUUACAAAUGAAACUCAAAUAUUAUUUUUCCAGACACCUGGUUCUCUUAUUUUAUCAGGCUUGUUUUCUUGGAUUUCAAUUAUUAUUUCAUGUCACCAGAUAGCUCUCCAUGCCAAACAUUAUACAAAUCCAGAUCAACAGACCUACAUUAUAAGAAUUCUGCUCAUUGUACCAAUAUAUUCUCUUGAUUCUUGGUUUAGUCUUGUAUUCUUUCAGAAGAAUUAUUAUAUUUACUUUGAUACAAUUCGAGACUGUUAUGAAGCAUUUGUCAUCUACAACUUCCUAUGUUUAUGCUUUGAGUAUUUGGGUGGGGAAAUGGCAAUUUUAUCUGAAAUUCGUGGUCGACCAUUAAAAACAUCUUAUUUGAUGUGCACAUGUUGUUUAUCUGGUAAAGUAUUGAACAUUGAGUUUCUUAGAUUUUGUAAAAAGGCUGCUAUUCAGUUUUGUAUAAUGAAACCUGUGAUGGCUGCUUUGAUAUUAGUGCUAGAAGGAACAGGCAACUAUGGUGAUGGUGACUUCAGGCCAGAUCGUGGAUAUCUUUAUAUCACACUUCUUUACAACUUUUCUUAUUCGGUUGCCUUGUAUGGAAUGUUUUUGUUCUACAGUGCCACUAAAGACCUUUUAAGUCCAUUCUACCCUGUUCUAAAGUUCAUUACUGUAAAAUUCGUCAUAUUUAUGUCCUUCUGGCAAGGGCUGGUUUUAACAAUAUUAGACCGUAAUGGACUAAUUGGCAAUAAAAAUCAACAUGGUGUUAAAAUUGCUGCAGGUUAUCAAAACUUUAUACUUUGCAUUGAAAUGUUUUUCGCUGCUGUAAUGAUGAAGUUUGCAUUUCCUCACAUUAUUUAUCGUAUUCAAAAACAUAAAACGACUGGUCGGAAUGCUCUGAAAACUAUUUCAAAAAAUCUUCGAAAUAGUAUUAAUCCAAAAGAUAUUGUCAUGGAUACAAUUCAUAACUUUUCUCCAGCUUAUCAGCAUUAUGCUGGAGUAAAUAGAUCGGUAAACGUUGAGUCAUCUAUUAGAAACGAUGGAAAGGAGACUGUUAGCUAUCAAGUAACUCUACCUGACAGACAAACAUCUAUAAGAGACAGUACCAUUCCUAAUAAUUAUUCAUACGAACAUGGCCAUACACCACUGUUACUGGAUACAGAUGACGAUACUUAGAUAUAUAUUUUUUUGAUCUUAUAUAAAAUAAUUUUAAAAGAAGUUAAGUAUGUACGAAGAUAUUUAUUAGGUUCAAGAAAAUUAGGGAAAAAAGAAAAAACAAUAUUGAAUAGCAAGUUAAGGAAAACAGUUUAUAGGGCUCUAGUAUAUAAAAUAUGACGAAAAAACAAUCUUAAAAAAUGAAGAUCAUUAAUUUUGAAUGAGCAUAAAGAUGAUGUCAUACUGCUAUGUGCUUUAAUUUAAUAUAUAAAUAAGUUUUUCCAUCAUUUUAUUGCCUGUAUAUGCAUAAUUAUGUUACAGUUCAUAUAUCUUUAUAAUUAUUUCCAGGCCUCUGAUACUUAUUUCCAUAAGUAAUUAAAAAUUAAAUUUAUUGAGUUAAAGUAGUGCGCUAUUGUUUUUUAGGAUUGAAAAGUGUUUAUAGUUUUGUCUUUAUUUAUUUACUUUUAAGAAAAUAUUUAUUUGUAUAUACGGGUUGAUGAGUACAACAUGAUAUAUAUAUAUAUAUAUGUGAAUGAUAUGUAUCUAAGUUCUUAUUUUUUUAGUUUGGGGGAAGUUUUUUUUUCUUUUAAUGUGAUUUUAUACGUACUAACUUUUAGUUAUUAUUUUUUGGAUGUAUUAUUUUAAGAGCAUUAGGGUAUUAAUGUUUGAUCUGAUAUUUUUUUAUUAAUAUUAUUUUUAAGUAUUUAGGUCUGUAUGAUUAAAGAAAACUUUUUUUAUUCUGUUUUUUAUUACAUCUUUUUACUUGUUAUAUUUUCUACUAUAACGAAAACUGUUUAGUUAUAGUGAUAUAUAUAAUAUAGCUAAUCUUUAUGAAAAAACUUUUUAAAAAAUUUAAUUGAAAGUUGUUAAUUAGUUGUUCCAUUUUUUUUUUAACUAUUUCUUUUAGUUAAUGUUUUUGUUUAAAGGUGUAAUAUUUUUCACGAAAGAAUUUUGAUUCAA